AUGUCCUCUGCUGUCGACGCGUCCUUGGGGACGCUCGCUACCCAUGGAGCAGCUGUCAACGCUAUGACCCUCGCCGGCUUCUCCAUUCUCAUCUAUGAUCAUAUUUUGACGUUCGGAGAUGAGGUGAAUCACAUUUGGGGCGACCGGCUGGGGCUUGUGUCGAUGAUCUUCCUGUUGAAUCGAUACAUCAUACCCCUUGUGCUUGCCGUGGACGUCUAUGAAACCAUGGGCCUCACGAGCGACCGCUCUGCGAUCAUGCUCUGCAAGGUAUGGACAACUGUCCAGAGCUACGUCACCAUAGCGUCGUUCAUGUCCAUCCAUGCCAUCGUCGCAUGGCGGUUAUACGCGUUGCACGGGGGUCAGGCGUGGAUACGUAGACUGCUCUGGAUUGCUGCGGUCCUCUACGUCUCGAGCUCCACCGUGGUCAUCACUGUUGCUCUUGUACCCAUCGUCGCUGACCUGAAGCCGUUCCACCAUGAAUGCGUCAGCUCUAUACCCUCUUACUUGUGGGUCGCUUGGCUACCAAGCGUCUUCUUUGAAACACUCCUUUUCGGCCUCACCGUCGUGGCCAUGCUUCGACAGGAGAAACGUCGGUCUUUCAGCACAUUGUCUCUCCUUCUGUAUCGCGAUGGAAUGUUGUACUUCGUCGCUGUCACAGUCUGCUCCCUGUUUUCGCUCCUCGUAUGGGCACUAGCGCCACCAUCCCUGAUAGGACUAGCUCGAUACUUCGCCCUCGCCAUGGUCAACAUCGCAGGCUCGAGACUGGUCCUCAACCUAAAAGGCUUCAAGGCCUCGCGCUGCAGCAUUGAUUCCCUAUCGUUCUCAAUCGUCAGCUCCGAAGCGGCACUCACCCCGCCGCCCGUGAAGUCUGCACCACGGCGACAGCGGAAGGCACGGGACGAGGAGGCCGUGCCUGUGUCCGUGCGCGAAGAAGAGGACCUCGACCUCGAGUUGUACUCGAUAGAGCGGGAUUGCCAGCAGCUGGGGACAAAGCUGCUGCACCAAUCAUUCAAUCAUUUGUAG
This is a messenger RNA of Rhodofomes roseus, 1023 nucleotides long. RefSeq lists its product as uncharacterized. Lineage: Eukaryota; Fungi; Basidiomycota; Agaricomycetes; Polyporales; Fomitopsidaceae. The transcript is spliced from 17 exons. The record is from RefSeq and is a predicted model, not a curated record. The coding region runs from base 1 to 1023 and encodes 340 amino acids.